Messenger RNA from Paramecium tetraurelia, 999 nucleotides. RefSeq lists its product as uncharacterized. NCBI's taxonomy places the organism in Eukaryota, Ciliophora, Oligohymenophorea, Peniculida, Parameciidae. The record is from RefSeq and is a predicted model, not a curated record. The transcript has 2 exons.
AUGGAUAGUCCAGUCACAAUAUUUUCAUUUGUUGGAAGUAGUGCCACUGGUUUCGCCCUUUACCAACUCGUACCCUUGCUUUCGCAGUUGAAGAAGAAAUACAUCCAAUACCAGCAAAUCAAUGAAUUUACGCCCACCUCUCUGCUGAAUUACUUCAAUCAAACUCAGCAAACCACAGUUGAAGCCUUCAUUGCAGGAGAAUUGAUAUCUGAUAGUCCAAUCAUCUCAAAGGUCCCUCUCAUUAUAAGUGAAAAGAAAAUCUAUUACGUUUAUGAAAAUGGCAUAAAAAAGCUAAUCAAAAUCAUCCAACAUGGUGCAUCUUAAUUAAGUGUUGCUGACUAUUACAAUAGAAUUGAAAUAUGGAAAAACUCAACUCUUAAUUACCAAUUUUCCAUGAGUCAUAUCUGGGAUCGCUUUCUACCAAAACAACUAAGUUUCUUUUAAAGAUUUGCAAAUUUCAUCCUCAAAACAUUGAAUUAAAUCAAAACAAGAAGACUAUUUCUCAAAGGCUUUUAUACUGGAUAACUGGAAAGGGAAUACGGUAUCAUAGCAAGGGAAUUCUAUGUAUUAUAUGGUGAAGUUAUACUAGAUAAAAAGCUAAAUAAGAUGUUCCUCUAAAAUCCAAAAUUCAUUCUCAAAAGCAAGAAACAAUUGUUAUAGAUAAUAUAAUAAUAGAUUAAAUAUAAGAGAUUAACAAUAGCAAUUCUAGUUGUUAUAUUUACUAUUUGGACAUAUAUUUUUGGUUGUAAUGUUAAAAAUUUGAUUUUUAAAAUUCUUAAAGAGAGAGAGAAAGCAAGAUUAGAUAAGUUAAGAGGCUAAAAAUACUUAGAAAUUGAUAAUUAUGAGUGCCAGAUUUGUUAUGAAAGACCACGAAACAUCAUUAUUAAACCUUGCAAACAUCUGACCUUGUGUCAUGAAUGUAUAUAAAGACUUAAGUAAUAAAAAUGUCCCAUUUGUAAAUAAUAGAUUGAGGAUUAAAUUGAAAUCUUUUUUACUUGA